UGGAUGGUGAACCCUGAAGUCGGUGUCUGCUGUGUUCACGGCAGGAUUCGGUUAGAGAAUGGGGUCUUGCUACGUUGUCCAAGCUGGUCUCAAACUCCUGGCCUCAAGUGAUCCUCUCCCCUUGGCCUCCCAAAGUGCUGGAAUUACAGGAGGAACAGCACAGCAUGCUGGGCUCUGGAUUUAAAGCUGAGCGCUUAAGAGUGAAUUUGAGAUUAGUCAUAAAUCGCCUUAAACUAUUGGAGAAAAAGAAAACGGAACUGGCCCAGAAAGCAAGGAAGGAGAUUGCUGACUAUCUGGCUGCUGGGAAAGAUGAACGAGCUCGGAUCCGUGUGGAGCACAUUAUCCGGGAAGACUACCUUGUGGAGGCCAUGGAGAUCCUGGAGCUGUACUGUGACCUGCUGCUGGCUCGGUUUGGCCUUAUCCAGUCUAUGAAGGAACUAGAUUCUGGUCUGGCUGAAUCUGUGUCUACAUUGAUCUGGGCUGCUCCUCGACUCCAGUCAGAAGUGGCUGAGUUGAAAAUAGUUGCUGAUCAGCUGUGUGCCAAGUAUAGCAAGGAAUAUGGCAAGCUAUGUAGGACCAACCAGAUUGGAACUGUGAAUGACAGGCUAAUGCACAAGCUGAGUGUGGAAGCCCCACCCAAAAUCCUGGUGGAGAGAUACCUGAUUGAAAUUGCGAAGAAUUACAAUGUACCCUAUGAACCUGACUCUGUGGUCAUGGCAGAAGCUCCUCCUGGGGUAGAGACAGAUCUUAUUGAUGUUGGAUUCACAGAUGAUGUGAAGAAAGGAGGCCCUGGAAGAGGAGGGGGUGGUGGCUUCACAGCACCAGUUGGUGGACCUGAGGGAACGGUGCCAAUGCCCAUGCCCAUGCCUAUGCCAUCUGCAAAUACGCCUUUCUCAUAUCCACUGCCAAAGGGACCAUCAGAUUUCAAUGGACUGCCAAUGGGGACUUAUCAGGCCUUUCCCAUUAUUCAUCCACCUCAGAUACCAGCAACUCCCCCAUCGUAUGAAUCUGUAGAUGACAUUAAUGCUGAUAAGAAUAUCUCUUCUGCACAGAUUGUUGGUCCUGGACCCAAGCCAGAAGCCUCUGCAAAGCUUCCUUCCAGACCUGCGGAUAACUAUGACAACUUUGUCCUACCAGAGUUGCCAUCUGUGCCAGACACACUACCAACUGCAUCUGCUGGUGCCAGCACCUCAGCAUCUGAAGACAUUGACUUUGAUGAUCUUUCCCGGAGAUUUGAAGAGCUGAAAAAGAAAACAUAGGUCUCUUAAACCAGGCAACUUUCAUGUUCUGGGAGUUGAGACUGAGCAAUUUCUCCUUGUAACAAAGAAUCUCCAUGAAAUUCUGUUUCAUCUGUUAACCGUCACUCAGCACAACACUCCUCCUCUGGGCUCUCUUCCUGCUCCUCCAGAUUCUGCUGCUUUCUAGUUCUCUGUUGAUCCUAACAACUGGAGACUGAGGCCGGAGCAUCUGGCUCCUGGCAGCUGUGCUUGUCCGUUUCCUGUCAGUGAUCCCAGGUUUCCUCCUGGCCUGUCCCAUGGUCCCUCCACAGGAGUGUGGGAGGAUGGGGAAGCACUGUGGGGAGACCACCAAAGAUGGCUGGACAGUGGGAGAAAGCACGUCGUGAAGCAUCCCAGCCUCGUGUUGAGGUUCCAGACUUAGAAACAAACACCUCUGUACAGGGGGAUUGUGGUGAGUGAGAAUCAAGGCCACGGUGUGUGUUUUCUCACUCGAGAGAAAAUGACUCAGGACACCAUUGUAACAGUUCCUGGAAGCUGGGCCUUCUCAUUGGCAUAUACAGUACUCCUCGCUGCAGGGCACUGUCCCACCAGGAUCCAGUUGCAAAGUUUGUCUCGACAGUUGAAGGCCUCGCUUAGUUGUACUGGAUUCUCAGGGAGCCCUCUGUGGCCUUUUGCUUUGAGUGCUGUUUCCCUUGUACCAGGGGGCGGCACCGUGGAAAUUCUGUUUUCCCUGUAGCAUAUUGUGUUGGAUUGCAUUACUGGCAGAGAAAGGACAAGUUGCCAUUCAAGUCUAGGGUGGGCUUCCAGCUGCCUUAAUAGAAGUACUCAAGUCUUUUGGGUAGUGAGCUGGAAAGCCUACAGGAAAAGAGGGGUACCUGUUUUCAUUUGAAAACUUUGAUUCAUGGAACCUUUAAAACUAAUCUCAGAUAAAUUUUUCGUGCCCAUGCGGCUGUUCACUGCUUUCCUGGAUGGAUGGGACUCUUAUAUCGUAACUUCUGUUACUCCUUUGCCCCAUAGCUGAGGUCAUCCUUCCCCACAGGGGUGGCUUUGGGAUUGGAUGAUACAGCUUUUGCUUCUGUGUAGUAUACCUGUACAUACUUGUUUCAGGCAGCCUUUCUUUAAUGUUUUCAGUUGGUUUGUAUUCUGUAGCUGAGUAGCUGCUAAUAAAGUUAAAGAUCCUG
Messenger RNA from Pongo pygmaeus (Bornean orangutan), 2419 nucleotides. It is a transcript of the gene IST1, whose product is annotated as IST1 factor associated with ESCRT-III. Lineage: Eukaryota; Metazoa; Chordata; Mammalia; Primates; Hominidae. The coding region runs from base 165 to 1259 and encodes 364 amino acids. The transcript is spliced from 11 exons. The record is from RefSeq and is a predicted model, not a curated record. Gene Ontology annotation, biological process: protein transport.